UCUGUUUACAUAUGUGGCCUCUGUGGAGGAGGGGUGUCCCACCUGUGCUGGGGCCUCAUUUGUGCCUGAAUGUGCUGGUCUUUGCAUGGUUGACCUUUUGAGUAUGACCGCUGAGGGGUCCUUAAGCACAGAACUCAAUGUCCCAGGGAUCAUUUGAUUGUUGGGCCCAUGAACUAUCAAAGGCUCAUUCUUAGAUUGUUAAAAACAUGCCAGUAGAGAGCAUGUGUCAAAGUUUUAUUGAACUCAUCUAAUGAGAGAACUAGCAUAAUAACAAAACUGAUUCAGUGAGGAUGUGAGGAACUGAUUAAAAAGUCCAUGGAAAGAGGAAUGUUCAAAGAAGAUCAAAAUGAAAACAACAUUGUAAAUUCAACUAUACUUCAAUAAAAUUUUUAAAAAAAGGACAAAGAAGAUCAAAAUGGGUUCAUGUCUUAGAGGACAGUAAAGUCUUAACCUCUGGGGUUAUCAUCUCUACCAGAAAAGAAAAAGAGGCUAUGGCGUACCUUAUUGUUUUUCUACAUGUUAUCCUCGGACUUUUAUAGAGUUGUAAGAUGUCCUAAUAAAGUGUUGGUUAAGUCAGGUUAUGUUUUCAGAGGGAAUCAGAUGACCCUUCGUGGUGCGGGGGGCACACUUAUUAGAAAAUGGAUCAGCAUGACGUUAAAAGUUCACACGAUGAUCAUUUUUGGCUUCAUUUCCAAGUUUUGGGUAUUUUUUUUCUGUAUAGACCACAAUAGAGCAUAAUAUGGGAUAUAAUAGUAGGAGUCACUAGGAUGAAAUCCUCAAAGUCAUUCAUUUAAAAAAAAAUGGCUGCCCUCCUGAGACCUGAAACUACCACCUAGAACAGAAGGACAGCCACCAAUGAGAGGCAGAUGUGGGCUCUUUCACAGGGGUUCAUUUUCCCCAUGUUGGAUUCACUGACCAGUGUCCCCCUUUCAGAACCUUACCUCAGAGGCAGACAACAGUGGCCAUGAGUCCAGCAAAGGAUUUAUUAGCAGCCUUUUCCUGAGUUCUCCUGACAUGUAUCCACCGACAGACAAAGGAAUUUCAAAAGGCAGAGGCCUUGAACCCAUGGCUUGGGCCGCCAUGCACGGGUCUGCCUGCUUUGGGGGGCGACCUUUGGUGAGGGGCAGCGGGACCCAGGCUCUUGAGUAGAAAGCAGGAAACUGCAGCAGGGGUUAAAAGAAUGUGCUUGUUGAUCUUUAAGUCGCUCUGUGCGCAUAACACUAGCACCCGCCGCCGCAGCCACAGGCCCCUUUGUCGAAGGCCGAGGUGUGUUUACUUGUAGUUGCAGGUCUUCUGCUGAGUGUAACAGUUUUCAGCUGUUUCCUAUUGCCUCAGCUUUCAUCUGCUAGGUGUUUUAGAUCUCUCUCUGGCGGAUCCAGAGCCUUUUUUGUAUUUGUGUAAAGUGGCUGGUGAAAAUGGUCAUAUUUUUCAUCGAUGAGGUGGAAGGUGAGGCUUUUGCCUAUUUGCACCAGUCUGAGACAAAGCUCACGCUUACUUUGCUUGUCUUGAUUUCAGAAAGAAUCACAAAUUUACUUCAGCAAGUGGCAUAACAGAGAGAUUUCCAAGUUGCUAUUCUAUACUCAGAGACCCUGAAGUAGAUCUCUUGGAUCCCAUUUCACUUUGCUUUUUCACCCCAAGGGCCACUGAUUUUGUGAAGUGUAUGGGAUAUUGUCUUCAAGGUACUUGUGUCUCUUGGAAAGGCGGCGCGAGUUUUCCAGGCGUGUUUCAUAGUGUGCGCAGCCUCGUCCUGCGCACGGCUCUCGUGGUGAUGUGCUCGGGGGUGGGGGUCAAGCCGAACUCCUCAGGGAGCGUUUACCGGGCUGCGACGUGCUGGCACCAGAGGCUGUGAGCACAAAUGAGACGCCUGAAAAGGAACAAGGUAUCAUUACGAAUGUAACUUCUUCCACAGGAGGACAGUGUUAGCUCCUGUGACCCGGCCUUUGGUCACACUUUACUCUGGGGCGCACAUGUUAGACAUUGUUCUGCAAAUAUGGUCCUGAUUAAAAUGCCACUUGUGAGGGUUUUGACUGGAUUCAUCAGGCAGCUCUGUUGGAACACGCUAAGUGAACCUACAGUUAUCUUUUGGCCCUGAUUGUUGUGUUACUUUAUGGAAUAAUAAUGACAACAUUCUGGCUGCCUGGCUUUGUAUGCAUUAUGUAUAAUCUGCUCGUGUCUGUCUGUGUACAAGGACUAAAAUUUGUUGAACACUUAACGCCAGGCAGGAGUGAGCCUAAGCCCUUCACAUGCUUUAUCUCAUUAAAUCCUUUACACCCGUCUAUGGCAUAGAUACCAUUUUUUUUAUCACGCCCAUUUUUUAGAAGAGAUAACUGAGGCAUCUUAAGGUUAAAAGACUUACAAGCUAUGAGGAGCAGAGAACUUUGGAACUUGAGCAGACUGGCGCCAGACCCUGAGCUCAAGCAGGCAGCAUUAUCUGGGUGUCCAAAUUGUCCUGAUGGGGUUAAGCCCCUCACCAUUAUUACCCGCUGCAUCCUGCCUUCCCCAAGUGUCCUGUCAAUAUUUUGCACAUUUGUACCACUUGGAGAGAAGUCUCUCAGUUACUCUGCUAGUCUUUUUUUUUUUUUUUUUAACUUUUAUUUACUUUUACUUUUGGCUGCGUUGGGUCUUCAUUACUACACACGGGCUUUUUCUAGUUGCGGCGAGCGGGGGCUACUCUUCGUUGCAGUGCGCAGGCUUCUCAUUGCGGUGGCUUCUCUUGUGGAGCAUGGGCUCAGCAGUUGUGGCACGCCAGCUCUAGAGUGCAGACUCAGUACUUGUGGCACGCGGGCUUAGUUGCUCCGUAGCAUGUAGGAUCUUCCCGGACCAGGGCUCAAACUCGUGUCCCCUGCAUUGGCAGGCGGAUUCUUAACUACUGCGCCACCAGGGAAGCCCCUGCUAGUCUUGAGUUAAUAAAAAAUUACGAAGUUACUUUACAAGUGGCAUCAAGUAGAGAUUUCCAGGUUGCUAUUCUAUAUUCAGAAUCAUGGUUGUGAACUUGUUUUCUGCAUUUUAAAGGAUUCUCUUCAGAAAUCAGGUAUUUCAACUCAAAAGAGCAAUCUUUGCCUGGAUUUAUGGGCUGGUGCUGUUUUUCCUAUGAAUUCUGAAAGCAAGUCAGUUCGGGAAAAUAUUUCAUUUUACUCAUUUGUAAGGAGGCUUGUUAUUUUGUGGUGUUUAGGGUAUGCUUUUCAGAAGGAUCUUGGUUGUCUUUUCUUAGAGUGGUAAAUAAUCCAGUUGUGUGACUAUCUAGUUGUUCCCCAUCCGUGGGGCCCUUGCAAACAACCAAUUCCAACUCGAAUUAUUCUUUAAACUUUCAAUAUAUAGUUUUCUUUUAGGGAACAAAAUCUUAAAAUUAACAACUGGAGCCUGUUAGAUGCUGUUAUAAAAAAUGGUACUUGGGCUUCCCUGGUGGCGCAGUGGUUGAGAGUCCACCUGCUGAUGCAGUGGACACGGGUUCGUGCCCCGGUCCGGGAAGAUCCCACAUGCCGCGGAGCGGCUAGGCCGGUGAGCCAUGGCCGCUGAGCCUGCGCGUCCGGAGCCUGUGCUCCGCAACGGGAGAGGCCACAGCAGUGAGAGGGAUGCGUACCGAAAAAAAAAAAAAAAAGGUACUCCGGGAAGGGUCCGGAGUAAUUAAAGACAAGUGUGUUGCCAAUAAAAGCCACACCAGUUGGCUGAUUCCUCAGGCUUUGUCACUUGCAAUGCAGGAAGUGUGUGUGUGUGUGUGUCUGUGUGGAGGGGUGUCUUGUGACUCAGGGAGAGUGGUCCCCUGACCGAGUUGAUCUUGCUGAUUAUGCAUAAUGCAGUUUUAUUUUCUUAAUGACCGGAUUAUCUAAUCUGAGCUUAGAAAGGGACUUGGGAAUCAUGUGUUUCAACCCCCAGCUUUCUAACAGGUCAAAAUCUAAACCAUGUAAGAUGUUGCUGUGAUCAUUACUGGACACUUAAACUUGUAUAGUGUGGCUGUCCCACAGGGGACCCUAAACCAGUGAGUCUCCAGUCUGGCCCUGCUCCAGGCACACUGCAUCGUCAGAAGUUUGGAGUAGGGGCAGGAGUUGGUGUAGGGGCCUUGGAAUAUUUUUAAAAAUUCAUGUGACUUGCUGCUUGAUGAAGCUUGGGCACUCCUUUUGUACAAUGGGACUGAUGGGCAGUGUCAUCCUCUUUAAUAUCUUUUCUCAAGCACAUGGCUUGGUAGCCUGUGACCUGUAGUUCUACAUUUGAAAAUAUUAUGUUAUUUCUAAAGUAUGUUUAUGAAUAUAUAAGGAAACAUAAUCAUGCUAGAAAUUGUAAAAACAAAUGUGUACCACAAAUGCAAAAACAACGUACCAAUAUGUAAACAAUGCUCUAUGUGAGUCCAUUAGAAUUAAUACAUGCUGAUUGCAGAUACUCUGGAUUAACUAAACACUGGACUAAACGCUGCCUUCUACCCAGUGGUAGUGAGGUGGGCAGAAUUUCUAGCAAUGGUCCCCAAGAUUCCACUCCUUGAAUCCCCAGAACCUGUGAAUGUGAUGAGCUAUCAUUCCAGUAAUUGUGUUAUGUUAUAUGGUGCAGUUGACUUUACAAAAGAGAGAUAUUCAGGGGGGCUUAAUCAUAGCACGUGAGCCAUUAAAAGAAGAGAAAUUUCUCUGCCUAGUGGCAGAAGAGGAAGUCAGAGAGAUUGAAACUGUGAGGAGGACUUGUGGCUUUGAAGAUGGAGUGGUCAUGUGAGAAGGCAUACAGGCAACUUUAUUGGAGCAGAGAGCAAACCUUGGCUAGCAGCCAGCAAGGAAAUGGAGACCUCAGACCUCCUGCUUCAAAAAUUGGAUUCUGCCAACAACCUGAGUGAGCUUGGAAGUGGAUUGUCCUCCCAAGCCUCUAGAUAAGAGUCCAGCCUGGUUGUGUGUGGCUUAAAAUACAGAUAGCAAACUGUAUCUGGGGCAGUUUGCUCCUUCCCUACUGGCAUAUUGUCAGUGGAGACCAAAUGGGAAGUCUGGACUCUCACCCUCUGCCCUGGGCUCAGCAGUAGUAAGUGGCCCCCCUCACCCUCUCCACUAGAUAGUGGGGAAGAUGUUGCGGAGGAGGGAGCUGGAGAAAGGGAUUCAUUAAACCCAUGUAGGAAAUCUUGAGCAAAAUCCUGACCAACACGUACAUGAAUCUGACCAGAAUUAAUGUGCCAAAAAGUUUGAGAAAAUAAACUACAGUGUGAAAUGCCACCCAAGUUUUCAGAGUGACCUCUAGGUAACACAAAUGAAGAGGACCAGAAUAGCCUUGCAAGGGCUCUAGAAACUAAACUGUCAUGGCAUCACAGCCCACAAAAGUAGCCCAGGAUCUAUAUGCUUAAUCUAAAUAGGGUCAGUGCCUGCUAAAUUUAAAUAGGAUCCAGAGUCUUAUAACAUAAUAGCUCAAAUGCCCAGGAUACAGUAAAAAAAAAAAAUCACCUGUCAUACCAAGAACCAGGAAAAUUGGAACUUAAAUGAGAAGGCAAUCAACAGAUACCAACACUGGGAAGACUCAGAUGUUGGAACUGUCUGACAAAAGCAGCCAUCAGAAAAAUGCUUUAAUGAGCAAUUACAAACACUAUUGAAACAAACAAAUAAUUAGAAAAUCUCAGCAAAAAUUAGAGGUAUUAAAAAAAUGGAAAUUAUAGAACUGAAAAAUAAAUCACCAUAUUAAGUUCACUGGAUGAGCUUAAUAAUAGAGAUGACAGAGGAAAGAAUCAAUGAAGUUGAAGACAGAUCAAUAAAAUUUACCCUGUCUAUCUGUUGUCCAGACAACAGAUGGAAACUAGUCUAAAAAAAAAAAAUGAACAGAGCCUCAGAGACCUUUGGUACAAUAACAUUAGGUCUAACAUUUGUGUCACUGGAGUCCCAGAAGGAGAAGAGAAGACUAUAGAAAUAAAAAGCAUUCGAAGAAAUUAUGGGUGAAAACUCUCCAAAUUGGGCAAAAGGGAUAAACCAUCAGAAUCAGGAAGCUGAGCAAAACCCAAACAGGAUAAACCCAAAGAAAUCUAUGCCAAGACACAUAAUAAUCAAACUUCUCAAAACUUCUUUGUCUUUAGACAAAGAAAAAACAGAGAGUGAGAAACAAUGUUUUACCCAUAGCAGCAGAAUGAUUUGAAUGACAGUGGAUUUCUAAUAUGAAAUCAUGGAGUCUAGAAGGAAGCGCACAGCAUUUUCAAGUGCUGAACAAAAAGAACGUUCCACUCUGAGUUCUACAUCUGGUGAAAAUAUCCUUCAGGAAUAAAGAGAAAAUAAAAACACUCUCAGACGAAGGAAAACAAAGAAAAUUUGUCAACAGCAGACCCACCCUUAAAUAAUGGCUAAAGAAAGUUCUCUAAACAGAAAAGUAAAUGAUAACAGGAGGAGGCCUGGAACUCCAGAAAGAAAACAAAACAAAACAAAACAAAAACAGUGGAUGGGUAAAAACAGAAGUACGUUUAAUAGGCUGUUUUUAUCCUCAUUAGCUUUUAAAAUUAUGUUUAAUGGUUGAAGCAUAAGUUAUAAUAUCUGGUGUGAUGUCAAUAUAUGUAGAGAUACUAUAUGAGAAAAUUAUGUUUAAAAAGUGGGGAGAGGGGACUUCCCUGGUGGUCCAGUGGUUAAGACUCUGUGCUCCCAAUGCAGAGGGCCCGGGUUUGAUCCCUGGUCAGGGAACUAGAUGGCACAACUGGGAGCCUGCCGCAGCUAAGGCCUGGCGCAGCCAAAUAAAUAAUUAAGACCUGGCGCAGCCAAAUAAAUAAAUAUUUUUUUAAAAGAAUAUUAAAAAGUGGGGAGAGAGGGACUUCCCUGGUCACACAGUGGUUAAGAAUCCACCUGCCAAUGCAGGGUACACGGGUUCAAGCCCUGGUCUGGGAAGAUCCCACAUGCUGCGGAGCAACUAAGCCCGUGUACCACAACUACUGAGCCUGCCUGCUGCAGCUACUGAAGCCCACGUGCCUAGAGCCUGUGCUCCGCAACAAGAGAAGCCACCGCGGUGAGAAGCCCAUGCACCGCAACAAAGAGUAGCCCCCGCUUGCCACAGCUAGAGAAAGCCUGCGUGCAGCAACGAAGACCCAAAUGGAAGUAAGGUUUCUACACUUCACUUGAAAUGGGGAAGCAUUGAUACCAGUAGUCUCUGGUAAGUUCCAUAUGUAUAUUGUAAUAACCGAAAAAAAAAACGCAAACCACUAAAAAACUAAAAACCAAUAAAAAACUAUACAAUGAGAUAUACUCAAAACGUCUAUAGAUAAAUGUACAAGUAACUCACAGGAAGGCAAGAAAAAGGGGACAGAGGAAUGAUAAACAGGAAACAAAGAGAAAACAAAUAAUACAAUGGCACACCUAAGCCCUAACAUCAAUAAUUACUUUAAGUGUAAAUGGUCUAAAUAUACCAAUUGAUAGAGAUAACAGAAUGGAUAAAAAAUGUGACUUAACCAUGUGCUGUUUACAAGAAACUCACUUUAAAUAUAUUGCUAUAGGUGCAUUAAAAGUAAAAGGGUGGAAAAAGGUAUACCAUGUAAAAAUUAAUUUUAAAAAAAGCAGGAAUGGCUAUGUAUAAUAUCAGAUGAAGUAGACUAGAGAGCAAAGAAAAUUACCUGAGACAAAGAGGGACAUUACACAAUGAUGAAAAUGUCAUUACACUAAGAAAACACAACAAUCCUAAAUAUGUAUGAACCAAACAACAGAGCUGCAAAGUACAUGAAGCAAAAACGGAUAGACCUGAAAGACAGACACAUCCACAAUAAUAAUAGUUGGGAACUUCAGCAUCUCUCUCUCAGCAUUUGAAAGAACUACUAAAUAAGGUAUCAGCAAGGAUAUAGAAGAACUGAACAGCAUUAUCAACCAAGCAGUUCUAAUUAAUAUUUAUAGAACACUCCACUCAAAAAAGAGCCUAAAACACAUCUUUUUCAAGUACUCAUGAAACAUUUACCAAGUUAGACCAUACCCUGGGUCAUAAAACUGACCUCAAUUUAUUUAAAGGAGUGGAAAUAAUACAGAGUAUGUUCUCUGACCAUAAUGUAAUCAAACUAGAAGCCGACAACAGAAAGAUAACAGGAAGAUCUCCAAACACUUGGAAAUCAAAUAACACACUUCUGAAUAAUUCAUAAGUCAAAGGGGAAGUCUCAAAGCAAAUUUUUAAAAAUACAUCAAGGUGAAUGAAAAUGAAAACACAGCAUAUUAAAGUUUAUGGGACACAGCUAAGGUAGUGCUGAGAGGAAAUUUUAUAGCACUAAAUAUUUAAGUCAGCAUGGAGGAAAGAUCUGAAAUCAAUAAUCUAAGUUCCUACCUCAAGAAACUAGAAAGAGAAAAGAUCCCCUGCCCCCACCAAAGCAAGCAGAAGAAAGGAAAUAAUGAAGAUAAGAGCAGGAAUCAUUGAAGUUGAACACAGAAAAUCAACAGAGAAAAUCAGUGAAAAAGCUGGUUCUUUAAAAAGAUCAGUAAAAUGGUUAAAUCUUUUUGUUUUUUUUAAAAUUUAUUUAUUUAUUUUGGGGGGACUGCGUUGGGUCUUCGUUGCUGCACGCGGGAUUUCUCUAGUUGUGGCGAGCAGAGGCUACUCUUCGCUGCAGUGCACGGGCCUCUCAUUGCGGUGGCCUCUGUUGUGGAGCACGGGCUCUAGGCACGCGGACCCCAGUAGCCGUGGCAUGCGGGCUCAGUAGUUGUGGAGUGCAGGCUCCAUAGUUGUGGCGCACGGGCCCAGGUGCUCCGCGGCAUGUGGGAUCUUCCUGGACCAGGGCUCGAACCUGUGUCCCCUGCACUGGCAGGCAGACUCUCAACCACUGCGCCACCAGGGAAGCCCGGUUAAAUCUUUAAGAUGACUGAAAAAGAUAAAAAAGAAGAUAUAAAUUGCAAUAUUAAGAAUAAAACAGGGGUUAUCACUACAGAUCCUGCAGCUAUUAAAAAGACAGUAAGAGAAUACCACAAAGAAUUCUAUACACAUACAUUUGACAAUUUAGAUGAAAUGGACCAAUUUCUUGAAUAUCACAAACUACCAAAACUCAUCCAAGAUGAAAUAGGUAAUCUCAGUAGUCCUAUAACUGUUAAAGAACUUGAAUUCAUAAUUUAAAAGCUUCCAAAAAAGAAAUCUCCAAGACUAGAAGGUUUCUUUGGAGAUUUCCACUAAACAUUUAAAGAACAGGCACCAAUUCUACAUAAUCUCUUCCAGAAAAUACAAGAGGAGAGAAUGCCUUCUUGUUCAUUUUAUGAGGCCAUUACAACUUGAUACCAAAACCAGACAGACAGUAUGAAAACCCAACAAACCAAUAUCCCUCAAGAGCAUAGACACAAAAAUCCUCAGCAAAGUACUAGGAAGACAAAUCCAGCAACAUAUAAGAAGAAUUAUAUACUAUGACCAAGUGAGGUUUAUUCUAGGUAUGGAAGGCUGCUUCAUUGUUUGAAAAUCAAUGAAUGUAAUCCACCAUAUCACCAGACUACAGGAGGAAAAAAUAAUCACAUAAUCCUAUCAAUUGAUGCAAAAAAAUCAUUUGACAAAAUUCAACACCGAUUCAUGAUAAAAACUCUUAGCAAAGUAGGAAUAUAGGGGAAUUUCCCCAGCUCGAUAAAGAGCAUCUACAGUUAACAUCAUGCUAAAAGUGGUGAAAGACUGAAUGCUUCCCCCGCCCCCGGAACAGGAACAAGGCAAGGAUGUCUGUUCUCACUAGUCUUAUUCAGCACAGUACUGGAGGUCCUAGUCAGCACAAUGCUGAGAAAAGAAAUAUAAGGCAUACGAAUUGGAAAGGAAGAAUAAAACUGUCCCUGUUUGCAGAUGACAUGAUUCUCUAUGUAGGAAAUCCCAAAAAUCUACAAAAUAACUCCUGGAACUAAUAAGUAAAUUCAGCAAGAUCACAGGAUACAAGGUCCACACACAAAAAUUAUUUCUCUGUCCUAGAAAUGAACACAUGGAAACACAAAUUAAAAUCACAAUACCAUUUAUAAUCAAUCCUAAAACAAUUGAAAUACUUAGGUAUAAAUCUAACAAAACAUGGACAUGAUGUGUGUGCUGAAGCUACGGAAUGUUGAUGAAGGUAUUCACAGGCGAUCGAGAUAAAUGGAUAGGCAGAUACCAUGUUCGUGAAUUGGAAAAGUCAACAAGGUAAAGAUGUUCGUUCUCCCCAAAUCUAUAGGUUUACUGUAGUUCCUGUCAAAGUCCCAGUAAAGUGUUUUUUUGUAGACUAGCUUAUUUUUCAAUUUAUAUGGAAAAUCAAAGGAAUUAGAAUAGGUAAAACAAGUUUGAAAAAGAAGAACAAAGUAGAAGGCGUCUAUUUGAUUUUAUGACUUACUUUAAUAGCUAAAGUAAUUAAGACAGUGUGGUAUUGGUGGAGGGAUAGACACCGAGGUCAAUGGAACAGAAUAGAGAACCCAGAAAUAGACCCACACAAAUAGGUCCAGCUGAUCUUUGACAAAGGUACAAGAGCAAUCCAAUAAAACAAAGAGUCUUUUCAUCUAAUGGUACUGGGUCAGUUGAACAGUCAGAGGCAAAACUGAACCUCUACCUAAACCUUAUACCUUAUAAAAAUUAUCUCAAAAUGGAUCAUAGAUUUAAUUGUAAAACAUAAAACUAUAAAAGUUUGAGAAUUAAACACAAGAGAAAAUCUUUAGGACCUAGGCCUAGGUGAAGAGUUCUUAGACAUCACACCAAAAGGACAUUAAAGAAAAAAAAAUCAGUCAGAUUUCUUCUGUCAGAAGAAAUUAAAAACUUCUGUGAAAAACCCUGUGAAGAGGAUGAGAAGACAGGUUACAGACUCAGAGAAAAUAUUUGCUAACCACAUGUCUGACAAAGGACUUGUAUUCAGAAUGAAUCAAGGACUCUCAAAAUGCAAUAGUAAGCAGUCAAAAAAUCCGAUUAAAAAUGGUUAAAAGAUGUGAACAGCCAUUUCACUGAAGAGGAUAUACAGAUGGCAAAUAAGCACGUGGAAAGAUGUUCAACAUCAUUAGCCAUUAGAGAAAUGAAAAUUAAAAUCACAAUGAGAUAGUACUAUGUAUUCUAAUAUCUAUUAGAAUGAGCACUAGAAUGGCUGAAACAAAAAAAUAGUAGUAAUGCCAAAUGCUGGCAAGGGUAUAGAGAAACUGGUUCUCUCAGACACUGCUGGUGGGAAUGUAAAAGGGUUCACCCAGUCUGGAAGAUAGUCUAGCAGCUUCUUAUAAAACUAACUUUGCACUUGCCACGUGACCCAGCAGUUGUAUUCUUGGACAUGCAUCCCAGAGAAAUAAAAAUUUAUGUCUGCACAAAAACCUGUACCGGAAUGUUCGUGGCAGCUUUAUUUAUAAUAGCCCCGAAUUGGAAGCAAUUUGAAUGUCCUUCAGUGGGUGAAUGGUUAAACACACUCCAUUGUUAUACAGCAGAAACUGACACAACAUUGUAAAGCAAUUAUACUCCAAUAAAGAUGUUAAAAACAAAAAACACACUCCAGUCCAUCCAUUCAAUGGAAUACUACUCAGCAAUAAAAAGGAAUGAAUACAGGCACCAACUUGGAUGAAUCACAAGGGCAUUGUGCUUUGGGAAUAAAGCCAAUCUCAAAUGUUAUAUACUAUAUGAUUCCAUUUAUAUUACAUUUUCUAAAUGACAAAAUUACAGAGUUGGAGAACAGAUUACUGAUUGCUGUGGGACAGUGACAGGGCGGGGAGAGGACUGGUGGAACUAUAAAAGGGUAGCACAAGGGAGUUACUUUGUGGAGAUGGAACAGUUCUGUAUCUUGAUUGUGAUGGUGGUUACGCAAAUCUAUACGUUGGAUCAAAUUGCAUAGAGUUACACACACACACACACACACACACACACACACACACACAGUUUUUGCAUCAGGGCAUGCAAAAACUGAUGAGAGCUGAGUAAGAGGCAUAGUGUAGUUAUCAGUAUUAUACCCAUGUCAGUUUCUUCCUUUUGCUAUUGUACUCUAAUCAUAUAAGAUACCAUCACUGGAGGAAGCUGGGUGAAGGGUUCAUGGGACUCUGUGCACUAUUUUUGUAAGUUCCUGUGAGUAAAUAAUUAUUUCAAAAUAAAAAGUUAAAAAAAUAAUGCCACUGGGUUUCACCUUUGGUUGUACCUAAGCAUCCACUGAGGAGCUUUAUAAAAUCCCGACAUCCGGGCUGUACCCCAGACCCACCUGUAUCUCUGCUCGUGAGUCCCAGCAUUGGUAUGUUUUAGGAUUCCUAACUCUUGUUCUUGUUUUCCAUUAAAUUAAAAACAAACAAACAGGGACUUCCCUGGUGGUCCAGUGGUUAAGGCUUCGCCUUCCUAUGCAGGGGGUGAGGGUUCCAUCCCUGGUUGGGGAGCUAAGAUCCCACAUGCCUCGCGGCCAAAAAACCAAAAAACAUAAAAUGGAAGCAAUAUUGUAACAAAUUCAAUAAAGACUUUAAAAAUGGGCCACAUUAAAAAAAACCUUUAAAUAAAAGCAAACAACCAACCACUUUCCCAUCCUCUUUUCCUUACGCCAUAGUUCUCCAGCCUGUCCUGGGUGUUCCAGUCAUCUCUCCCGUGGUCAGAUUCUGUCAUCUGCAUUGUGUUGUGUUGGGCAUGGCUGGGAUUUAGGGGAGCCCCGCCCACUGUGCAGGUACAGGGAGGUGUCACCAUUUGACCUGUCUGUGGUUGGCCUGGAGAGCGGCAGAGCCAAUGAGAGAAGCAGAACGGGAGGAGAGAAGAGUGGAGGAGGAAAGAAGUGGGUGCAGGCGAGAGGAGGUGGAGGGCCUCGGAGACAGUGUUGAUGAAAGGGCCUGGGUGUAGGACACCGCCUGGCACGUCUCCUGGGGCAGGCUCAUCCUGGGACUGCUCUGACGGCCGUCCUGCUUUUGCCUCACGUUGAGGCUCCAGUGAUGAUCCUGAAAUACAAAUCUGAUCACAUUCCUUUCCCCAGGCACUGCACAUACUUUAAAGAUCCUUCCUUGGCCUUUCCCUUGGUUUAAGCUGGAGACUAAACUCUUGAACGUGGUCAGCCCAUGGGCUGCCGACCCCCACCUUUCUUUCUGGCCUUGUCUCCCACCUCCCCUCCCUGCACCCCAUUAAUGCCUUCUCUGCCUGGGAAACCAUCCUCAACCUCCUGACUCUUAUAAACACCCGUUUUCUGUGAGUCUUUGUGGUGCGAUAUUUCUCUCCUCAGUAGCACUUGUCACUCUUGGGAUUUAAAAUCUGUUUUUGUGGCUAUUUGACGAUGUCCCUCUUCCCUAUGGCCUCUGUGCAGCAUUGUGUCCUCGGUGCCUGGCGCACAGCAGUGCUUUUCCAUAUUUGUUGAAUGGGUGACUAUCUUUGUUGCUUGUUUCCCCACACUUGUGGUUAUUGGCACCGUUGGAAACUUAGCCCUUACUCUUUGCACGGUAGUGGCAGUGGCCACUUAAAUAACCCGUGGUCUUAAGCUGUGACUUCCAGAAGCGAUAUGGCCCGAGGAUUGCCAAAGGAACUGAUCCUCCUGGCCCCUGGGAAAUGCAGCUGGGUCAAGUUCAGUGGUGGAGCUAGCAGUCGAUUUGAAGAUGGCAUGAUGAGCAGCGGUCUCAGGCUUCCAUGUUGAAUUGAUGCUUAUGUUCUUUGUUUUUUUACCAGCUUAGAGUUCAUUGCCUGCUGACAAGAUACCACAUAGCCUUAAAUUGGGGGGCUAUAAGGAUGUACGCAGUAAUAUAGAAAAUACGUAUGCUGUGAGUGAAAAUGCAGGGUACAUAAUUGUAUAUGUAGCAUGUUACACAAACUACCAAACAGUGUGUAUAGGGGGAAAAAAUGCUAAAAUGUUAAUAGUAGGGGUUUUGGUUUCUUUGUUUCUCAGAUUUUUAAAAGUCUAUUUAAAAUGGAAAAGUAUGUAUUUUGAUCUGAUUUGUUUACUUCUCCUCAGGGAUUGAGGUGCAUUCAUCCUUCAGCUUCUUGUGAUUGGGGUAGCUCCCAGGUGUAUGUUACUUUUUCUAAAUUGUUGUUUUUUAAAUCCCCCUAGUCUUCCAAGAGAAUAUCAGGUUAAUGAAAGCAGCAAAUGAGCUGGGUUAAUGGACCCCUCGCUAUGUAACUUGGUUUGAGUUUUUAUCAGGUCUGUAGGUAUCUGAGUGUGCAGUGAUAAAGCAUCUUUACUGACAGGGCGCGGGGCCCGCAGGGGCCGCGGUUGGACGCGAUUGUGACGCAGGCGUGACGCGGGCGAUUGUGACGCAGGCGUGACGCUGGCGGGCGUAGCCGCUCCCGAGGCGCUCGCGCUGCUCCUGUCGCGCUCUGAGGCAGUCGUAGCUCCGCCCGUAACACCAGGCCCGGGCCACCCCCAGGCCUCUGCCGCCCGCUGCCCGCCAUGGACGACUACGCGGCCCUGUCAGACACCGAGCUGGCUGCCUUGCUGCGCCAGUACAACAUCCCACACGGGCCCGUCGUCGGUUCCAAUCGGAAGUUCUACGAAAAGAAAAUCUUCGAGUAUGAGACCCAGAGGUGGAGGCUCUCGCCCUCUAGCUCAUCGUCCUCCUCUUUGUCCCGUCGGUCCUCGGACUUAGAUUCAGCGUCCGUGGACUCGGAUGUGUACGAUCUGCCCAAGAGAGAGGACGCCUUACUUUACCAGAGCAAGAGCUAUAAUCGUGACUACUGUGAGGAGAAUUACUUGACCACCACGACUUACGGGGAGCCUGAGUCUGCGGGCACAUCCGAGGGCUUCCGCCAGCCCUCGGCUUCGCUCCGUGGUGCUGACACCUUUCAGCACCAGGGUCGCGAUGAUGGUCUUUUCUCUUCUGAAGAGGAGGGCAACGAUAGGGAACGCCCCGUGUAUGGCCGGGACAGUGCCUACCAGAGCAUCGCACACUACCGCCCAGCUUCCAGCAUCUCCAGAAGCUCCCUGGGCCUGUCCCGUUACCCCAGCUACUCCUCCACCUCUGCCGUGUCCUCGCCUUCAUCUCCUCUUUCGUGGCUCGACCGCCGUGCCAUCCGGCCAGAAGAGUGGGCCCCUGAGGCUGCAGAAGAGUGGGUCCCUGAGGCUGAUCUGGGCGAGGAUCACGAGCUCCCACUUUGGAGCGACCUGCUUCAAGUUCUGAUAUUUACUCUAAUAUUGUAUCUUCUCUAUCGCUGCUUGCUGGCCUAGGAUAGCGACCCCUUCCGGGCGGAGCCCUAAUGCUCUGGCUUUGUGGCUUGGGGCCAGCUGAUAUUUGAAGUCCUACAUGACUGCCUUAGCAGUGUUUUCUGGGGGAGGGGGGUUGGGGCUUAUUAUGCAUGUUAUAGCUUGGGGGUACUGGGACAGGGGCAGUGUAGCAAACACUGCCUUCCCCGGCCUUGUGCUGUCAGGGAGGCAGCAGGCCUGGGCCUCUGCAGCAUGGUGGGCCUGGACAGGUGUUCCUCUGGAGCCUCCUGGCCCUACUUGCCUCUGACCCUUAGGGCCUAGGAGGGCAAGAGCCUUCUCCUGGAGAGAAGAACAUGGGUGUCAUCAUUGCAUGCCUCCUAUUCAUUCACCUCAUUGGGGGGGAUUAACCAAAGGCCACCCUGACAUUUCCACAGGCAAUAAAAAGACCGUUCACUUAAAGAAAAAAAAGAAAGCAUCUUUAUUUUAUCACAGAUGGUGACUCAGAGCGCUGGUUUUGGGGUCAGAGAGCUGAGAGCUGAGCUCUCCCACCUUGGGCAAGUUAUUUAAGCUUUCUGAGUUUCUUUCAUUCAUUUAUCAAAUGUUUAUUUUGUGUUUGCUGUGUUAUAGGCACCAGGGAAGACACUGAACAAAUCAGACAAAAAUCCUUGCUCUUGUGUGACUUACAUAUAAUGAAUAAGUUAUAUAGUAUUUGGAGGGAAAAAAAGCAGGGGAGGGGGAAUAUGAAUGUUGGGAAUGGGAUUGCAGUUUGUGAUAGGGAGGCCAGCAAAGGCCUCACUGAAAAGGUAACCUUUAAGUCAGGAGUUGAGGAAGUGAGCAGGGGAGCCCUGUGGGGAUCUGUGGGAGAGCCUUUCAGGCAGAGGCAAUAAAUAGCACAUGCAAAGGCCCUGAGGAGGGAAAGUCCCUGGUGCAUUGGAGAAACAACAGAGACCACUGUGCUGGAGAGGAGACAACCAGGGAAGAGCAGCAGGGGAUGGGCUUAGAGGUCACGGGGCCACUGUAAGCCCUGGGACUCUGAGUGAGAUGGGAAGUUUUCACGGCAGCAGUGGAGUGAUUUGGCCGGGGAUGCUCUCACUGGUUCCUUCUGGCUGCAGUGUUGAGAACAGACUGCAAAGGGCAAGGGUGGAAUCAGGGAGGGCAGUUUGGAGGCCAAUGCAGGAAUCCAGGGGAGACCAGUGGAGAAGUGGUCAGAUUCUGGAUACUUCUGAAGUUAGAGCCCCCAGGAUUUGCUGAGAAGGCUGGAUGUGUAUUGUGAGAGAGGGAGAGAGGAGAGAAGGGUGACCCUAAGGUUUUUGUACUGAGCCCUGGCAAGCAGUUUGAGGAGGUGAGUCUGGAUUUCAAGGGGCAGGGCCAGGCUAGAGAUAGGAAUUUGGGGGUCCUUCAAAGAUCAAGAUCACCAGGGGCGAGAGUGUGGUCAGAGGCGAGAGGAGUCUUGGGUCCUCCAGUGUUACCAGAAUUGAGACUGACAGGGAGUGGUCAGAAGGGGAGGAGAAGAGCCAGGCAAGUGAAUGUUCUGGAAGGUAGGAGGAGAAGGUGCUUCAGGUCAGGGGGAGAGAGUGGUCACUUGGGCCCGGGCCCUCUCCGCAGGUGGCUCCCAGCGUGGGGCAUGAACGGCAAGGGGGGUUCUGGGUGGGGGGAGGUGGCUGGGCCCAGAUCGCUGCCCAUGGCGAGCAGUGGAGCAGCCUCGGAUGGUUCCUCUGCCUCUGACGCAGCUGCUGCUUCUUUUUUUUUUAUAAUUUUUCUUUUGGCCGUGCUGCGCGGCAUGCAGGAUCUUAGUUUCCCAACCAGGGAUCGAACCCACGCCCCCUGCAGUGGAAGCAAGGAGUCUUAACCACUAGACGGCCAGGGCAGUUCCUGAAGCAGCUUCGUCAUCUGUGAAAGGAGACAGUACUCAGAUCCUGGUAGAGUUUUUGUAAGGGCUGCAGUUAUUUUCUCACGUGCCAGGUACUGGGGAGCUCUGGGAACACAAGGAUGAAUAAAUAAUAAUGUAUGUUAAGUCCAGCUACACAUUAUGAAUAUUGUUAUUAAUAAUGAUGAGCACCUGGCAUAAGGGGAGCUCAGGGUAGGGGCUUUCCCCCCCACCCUUCCAGAAUGAGUCCAGGUUUGGGCAUAUAAAUGAAAAUUGCUACUAUGCUUAACCGCAAAAUAUAACACUCUCCUAUUAUGUUCAUGCAUUUAAGUACAGAAUGUCUCUAAGGUUUUAAAAAAUGUGAUCGGUAGUACUGGAGCUCUUAAAUCAUAUUGUAAGAGUUAGAAUUGAAAAAAAAAGUUAGGUUCACAUGCCCGCCAAAUGUACGAAUUCUUCAGGCUGAUAAAUUUCGAGGUGAAAAAAAAGUUGGCGUCUCCAAAAACAGGGAGCAGAACAUUCCAAGUUUAUAGCACAAAGUAAAUUUGAUGCAUUGUAUAAAAUCUUUAUUUAAGGAGCCCUUAAGGAAUGUAUACCAUCUUCCAAAGUUUAUUGAAGAACAUGAAAUGGAAUCAUUGGUAGUUGUUUAAAAUAAAAAUGGUAAUUUUUAGAAUAAAAGUUUUCAUAUGUGAACAAGUUGCAUGAUAACUAAACUUCUCCGUUUUAGAUUUUCAACUCAUCCAUUUGACUUUUAUUUGAUGAUGACCUUUUUAAAAAAAUUGUUUAUUUAUUUUGGCUGCAUUGGGUCUUUUUUGCUGUGCGCGGGCUUUCUCUAGUUUCAGCGAGUGGGGGCUACUCUUUUGUGGUGUGUGGGCCUCUCAUUGCGGUGGCUUCUCUUGUUGCGGAGCACGGGCUCUAGGCGCACGGGCUUCAGUAGUUCUGGCACGCGGGCUCAGUAGUUGUGGCUCGCAGGCUCUAGAGCACAGGCUCAGUAGUUGUAGCACACAGACUUGGUUGCUCCACGGCAUGUAGGGAUCUUCCUGGACCAGGGCUUGAACCCGUGUCCCCCGCAUUGGCAGGCGGAUUCUUAACCACUGCGCCACCAGGGAAGUCCCGAUGAUGACCUUUUAAAAAUCAUAUUUUCAUUUAAGGUUUCUUUAUAUAUGUAAAAACGUCUGUAGCAUGGGUAAUAUUGAAAAGCUGAUCUUCCCCCUUCCCCACAAUACAUUGUGUGCUGGAAGAGAGCCUGUUGUUGUGCCCUUGUCUUUCUACUAAGUCAUUUCAUUCAGCCUCUUCUGCUGUGAUCUGUGAGCCUGGUGAGGUCAGCCACAUUCAGCACGUCCUUACUGCGGUCUGUGCCCAGGACUCAGCGGGCUUUGACCUGGAGCAGUUUGUGCCCAGUGAUCUAGAAGCCGGAGUCUGCAUUUAUUAGCCCCAAGACCUUGGGGAACCUAUUUAAUCCCUAUGCCCAGGUAUCCAUUUAUUUCCUCCUGUGAAAAAUGGGAAGGCCACAAUGGUAUACCUCUUUGUUAGUGUCCUUGGAAGGACGCAUGAGAUCACAUGUGUAGGGCAACUCACAGGAGUGUUUGAUACUUAUUAAUCAGUUAACAAAUAUUAGCUAUUAAUAGAAGUAUUCAACCACUCUGAGAGACUGGAAAAAUACAGAGAUGGUGUUUGUCAGUUGGAUGCUGUGGGCAGCGGUGCUGAGCUGGAGGUAGGGGUGCAGGUUUUCUUUGUGGUGGGGGAAGUAGCAGCCCUGGAAGAUGGAAGGGUGGGGGAGCUGUGCAGGGAGGGCCACAGUCUGCGAUGCCCUUCGUCCCAGUCAGCCUGGCAGGGAGCUUCUGAGCCAAGGCUGCCCAACGGAGGACCAGAAAUGGGCAGAAACAGGCAGAAGUGGCCAGGUGCUGACACUCCCUGCCUGCCCCCCAGGGCAGUGAUUGGCAGGGGCUGCCGAGGGGAGCGCGACCUCAGCUUGAAAGCAGCCUAGGAUCUGGGGCAGAUGCUGAAGACAGGAGGUCUGUCCUGAAGGGGCAUGUGGGCAGCACACCUCAAGGGCUGCCCAGGAGAUGUUUCAUUUCACUUUAGUUUCUUAACUCCCAAGGGGCUUUGAAAUAAUGUGUUUCCCCCUGCCCCCAGGCUCAGGGGUAAAUUUUAUCAUCUUUCUGCCACUGAGGAACAUGAGACAAGAAGUUCUCGAGGGAGCUUCAGGGAGAGUAAAGGUGAAAAUGUGAAUGUCUCUUUAAUAUGUGGUCACCGCAUACGUUAACACGAAAGCCACACACAGAUGUAUUUAGCUCCUUGUGGAAUGAGGUGCAUGAUGUUGGCCCCUUUUCGCCCUUCGCUGCCUGUUUUGCUCGUCAUGAAGGAAGGAGUGUUUCAUUUGUUGUCAUCCUCCCUCUGGGACCACCAUGUUUGUCUCAAGAAAACCGACAAAGAGAUGAUAUCCUGUGUCUGGGUGUCCGGGUGGAAAACAAAGCGGGCUGGCCUGCGUUUGUGAGCCAGGAGGUUGUCCGAGCCAAACCACAUCCUGCCCCGGCUUUCUUGAGGCAGGUGGUCCCAGAUGGAGGCCUAGAGCGAGGAGCCGUGGACCUCGCUCCCCCGAGAGACCUGGGACGCCGCUCCGUUCCCAGGUGGUGUGGGGACACUGUGACCGCUGUCUCCUCUUACACCCAGCCUUUCUUCGAAGGAGGCAGGACAGCUCAUUGGUGGCCGUGCUGAAGCUCUCAGGGCUGUAAUUUUCCUGGCUGUAAAACAAGGCCAUGGUCAAGAUCUGAGAUAACUAGUUUCAGUACAGUGGGGGGCCAGGUUACAAUGAAAAAGGACCGGUUUUUGCACAUCAUGGAAGAAAAAAAUAAAUUCAAAUUGUAUUUAAAAGAUUUACCAUAGAUGUGCAUUUUAGUCAUGACUGUAAUAACUAUAAUUGGCAUUGAUGUGUUAAAACGUGAAUAUGUUCUUAGCAAGGCCGUGCGUGUUUGGACAGCAUCUCAUUGUCUGCAACAUGAUGCCAGCUGCUGAAGGCUUAGGUUACUCAGGAUUUGUUUUCUGACCACAUACGAUUCAUAGUAAAGAAACGGCAUUCAAAUCAAUAGGUUGGCAGAUUAUGGGCAAAAGAUUCACCAUGAGUGUUUAACACCAUAAUCAUUAUCAAGUUAUAACUGCUAGACCUGUAGUCACACUGUACUAUUGAGGCCUUCAUGGGCACAAAUAGAAAAGGAAUCAGGUUUAUUGCUGUCGUUCUGUAACUGCUCACAGCUUGGCUUGUAUUCAGUCUUUAACUAUUCCUCUCAGUGGCAAAAUCGUGAGUGUGUGCACAACUUUUUUCUCUCCAAAUCUUGAAACUGGAGUAAUUGCCAACCUGACUACGAAAAAAGUACAUCUGCCAUAUGAAAGUAGCUUCGGCUAUUCUGUGUUAAAUGAAUAAUUAUGACACUAGGCUCUGGUGGCACAUAAUAUGAAUUUUGAAACACAUUUGAAACUGGAGCAUGUCAGGUUUGUGUGGUUUCAACUGUUGAGAAAUUGCUUCUUUGUGCUUAUUGAUAUUUUUUUUCAGGGAACACUCUGUUAUUUGGUUCAAAAUGUCACAUGACAGAUGAUCUCUUUGGUACAUAUAAUCUGUGCAAUUAUAGUGUGAGCUUCUCCUGUCAGUGGUGGUUAAAAAUCCAUAUACCUUUCUCUUACCUCUGAUAUAUAU
Molecule: messenger RNA, 20490 nt
Organism: Orcinus orca (killer whale)
Lineage: Eukaryota; Metazoa; Chordata; Mammalia; Artiodactyla; Delphinidae
Product: emerin-like
Exons: 1
Coding region: 14186-14959 (257 amino acids)
Cellular component (GO): nuclear envelope
Source: RefSeq, a predicted model, not a curated record